AUGUGCAGAAUUCGGUUGUUGACAUGGUCCAAAGCCGAUGAUCAUCCUUCGGCAAAAGUUCUCGGUACAGAUUUGUCACCAAAUCAACCUGACUUAAGCGUUCCACCAAACCUAUCUUUCAUGAUCGAUGAUGCUACAGAAGAAUGGAUCUUCAAUAAUCAUUUCGACUUUAUUCACUCAUGUCAAUGGCAUUGCGCCGUGGAAGAGAGGAGGUUGAUGGCGCAGGCUCUCGAACACAUCAAACCCGGAGGCUGGUUAGCAAUGCAAGAGCUCUGCAUUCCUGCCCGCUGUGACGACGGCUCAAAGUGGAUGAUGGCUGCAGGCUUCACCGAUGUGCAUUCCUCGCUGUACAAGUGGCCGUCAAACACUUGGCCAAAAAGAGAGAAGGAGAAGACACUUGGGCUAUGGAAUAUGGUGAACACGCUCGAUGGAGUAGAGGUAUUGGGCUGGCAGCCGGAAGAGGCUCAAUUGUUUCUGGCCGGGGUGAGGAAGGACACCAAGAAUAAGAAGUUGCAUAACUAUUGGCCGAUAUCCGUCUUGCAUCCAUUUAAAAAAGCCAGAGUAGUCGAGGAUCAAUGUUUUCAGCCAAUGAAGCACAAGGGGAAUAACAUCUGUUCCACCGGACAGCGUCAGGCAUUGCCACGUGACCAAAAAGACCAGCCCAGCUGA
This is a messenger RNA of Drepanopeziza brunnea f. sp. 'multigermtubi' MB_m1, 669 nucleotides long. Lineage: Eukaryota; Fungi; Ascomycota; Leotiomycetes; Helotiales; Drepanopezizaceae. The record is from RefSeq and is a predicted model, not a curated record.